Messenger RNA from Dioscorea cayenensis subsp. rotundata (Guinea yam), 1631 nucleotides. RefSeq names its product RNA exonuclease 4-like. NCBI's taxonomy places the organism in Eukaryota, Viridiplantae, Streptophyta, Magnoliopsida, Dioscoreales, Dioscoreaceae. The transcript is spliced from 7 exons. Gene Ontology annotation, cellular component: nucleus. Gene Ontology annotation, biological process: rRNA processing. The coding region runs from base 111 to 1310 and encodes 399 amino acids. Gene Ontology annotation, molecular function: 3'-5' exonuclease activity; nucleic acid binding. The record is from RefSeq and is a predicted model, not a curated record.
CAAGACAUCUCGCAGGGGUUUAGCGAGAGCCGCAGCGAGACCUCUACUCUUCCUCUUCGUCUUCGUCUUCGCUUCCCCAUUUCAUCGAUCUCCUUCGCAGCGGACGGCCAAUGGAACCAGCACCAAAAUGUCUUUGCCGCGAUCCUGAUUCUUAUUACCUUCAACGAUCUCCGAUGAUAAUUUCGAUGGACCUUCAGCCUAACCCAAUCGAUCCCCAGCCAGAACGCUCCAGAAUUGUAAGGCAUAAAUGCUCUGCAUGCUACAAGCAGUACAAGAAGAAGGAACAUCUUGUUGAACAUAUGAGGGUGUCUUAUCACUCUUUUCACCAGCCGAAGUGUGAUGUCUGUAAAAAGCACUGCAUAUCUUUUGAAUCAGUGAGAGAACAUCUUAAAGGUCCCCUGCCAAAGGAAAGUUGCGCGAAGACAUUUUCCUCUCUCGGCUGUGAUCUGUGCUUGAAAGUCUUUGAUGACACUGACGUUCUCAGUGCACAUGAAAGCUCAUGUCGCCUGGAUCCUGCUAUCAUCCCUGAAAUUCCUGCAAUGCUUUCUUUGGAAACAUGUGAUAUGGAAGUCUCUAGUUCAACUGUGGCAGAUGCUAAUGAGCAAGGUCCUGAAGUGGUUGCUCUAGAUUGCGAGAUGGUAGGUGGUGGAAGUGAUGGGACCUUGGACCUUUGUGCCAGAGUCUGCCUCAUUGGUGAAAAUGAAAAUGUGAUAUUCCAUUCAUAUUGCAAGCCCCUGAUUCCUGUUACUAAUUACAGAUAUGAAAUAACAGGGAUAACUGAAGAAAAUUUGAUCAAUGCUCCUCCACUCAAGCAAGUAAGAUCCAGAAUUGAAGAGAUACUGUACAAUGGAGAAACACCAUGGAGAGCUCGUAUCUUAGGCGGGAGAGGCAGGAUUCUUGUGGGUCAUGAUUUAGAGCAUGAUUUAUGGUGCUUGGACAUGUAUUAUCCUAGCCACUUAAUAAGGGAUACAGCACAAUAUCGACCUUUGAUGAGAACAAAUUUGAUCCCCCAUUCACUGAAGUAUCUCACAAAGACCUACUUAGGGUAUGAGAUACAAACCGGCAUACACCAUCCGUAUGAAGAUUGUGUUGCUGCACUGAGGAUCUAUAAGAAAAUGCGAUCUCUGUCUCAUCCAAACUUUUCAUUGCCGAAUCAUCGCAAAGACUUUCUUGAUGCUAACAGUAGUAAUUCAUUUGAUUUUUUAACUAAGAGGGAACUUAUGAACUUGUCUCCUGAUGCUUUGUUGGAGAUGUCACUUCCUAAUUACAAGUGCUGGUGUUUGGAUGCAAAAAAUCCCAUGAACUCUUAAUAUUUCACUGCAAUGACUGCAUCCUUUUCUUGCUGAAAAGUUUGGCACUGGAAGGUGUUCAUACCAAAAAGGUCAAAAUCUUUGAAAAGUAUGUGGGUUUUUUUUUAAAUAGCUCAAGGACAUAGUCCUGUGUUGUACCAUAAUAUGAGGAUUAGCACUGUCCAAAUGGGAAUUUUGGCAAUGCCACCUUCAAUAGCUCUUCUAUUUAUUUACUGAAAUUAUGUUCUCACAGGCUCAGAAUGAUGGUUUUCUUUGAUGAAAUCAAAGAGAAGAACUCCUCCCAUAUAUGUUGUAUGAUUGUUGCAUAUUUAUGGGCCAAUA